Argentina anserina (silverweed cinquefoil) is the source of this 903-nucleotide messenger RNA. RefSeq names its product zinc finger BED domain-containing protein RICESLEEPER 2-like. Gene Ontology annotation, molecular function: DNA binding; protein dimerization activity. The transcript has a single exon. The coding region runs from base 1 to 903 and encodes 300 amino acids. The record is from RefSeq and is a predicted model, not a curated record. NCBI's taxonomy places the organism in Eukaryota, Viridiplantae, Streptophyta, Magnoliopsida, Rosales, Rosaceae.
AUGAUGUUUUGUGAUGAGCCUAAUGCUAUAUCAUUUUUCGACGGCACCACUCCAUCCAUUCCAAGUAGUUUUGAUUGGGAAGAAGCACAAUGCUAUAUGGAAUUUUUGAAACCGUUUUAUGAUGUCACCUUGAAGGUAUGUUGUUCUCAUUAUCCUUCAAUUCAUGAUACAUUUGGUGAUUUGCUUCGAAUUAAGUGUCUUUUAGAAACACAAAUUAAUCAAAAUUUGAUUGGGAUUAGAGAACAUAUGAUAGAAAAGUAUAAUAAGUAUUGGGGUGAUUUAGAUAAGUUGAAUCAAUAUAUCUUUAUUGCUAUUGUACUCGAUCCUCGCUAUAAGCUUGAGAAAGUGGUUGAUUAUUUUGAGAUUUUAUUUGGGGAGAUGGAUGAGAGGGUGGAGGUGAAGUCAAAGAUGGUGAAAGACCUCUUGUAUGAUAUUUACAAGGUUUAUGAGGAAGAUGAAGGAUUUAGUGUUAGUGGUUCUCAAGUGUCUAAUGAGGGGAAUGUAGGGAGUUCAACUUCAAUUGAGGGUUUAACAGAGUUUGAUAAGAUGUUGAAGGAGAAAGAAGAAAGGAGAAGAGCAAGGAGAACCGAAGUCAUUAACACUGAUAUUGAUAGGUAUCUUGGAGAUGCUAUGGAGAGUGAUCAUGAGAAAUUCCAUUUGUUGGAUUGGUGGAAGAUAAAUGGAAUUCACAAGUACCCUAUAUUGGCACACAUUGUUAGGGAUGUAUUAGCUAUUCUCUUAUCCACUAUAGUUUCAGAGUCUUGCUUUAGCACUAGUGGGAGGGUGAUUGAUCCAUACCGUGCUUCAUUAAGUCCUAAAAUGGUGGAGGCGUUGAUAUGUGUUCAAAAUUGGAUUAUGAUUGAUAAUGUUGCCAUAAGUCAUGAGCUCACUAUGGAAGAGUGA